This is a messenger RNA of Nicrophorus vespilloides, 4025 nucleotides long. RefSeq lists its product as uncharacterized. Gene Ontology annotation, molecular function: serine-type endopeptidase activity. NCBI's taxonomy places the organism in Eukaryota, Metazoa, Arthropoda, Insecta, Coleoptera, Silphidae. Gene Ontology annotation, biological process: proteolysis. The record is from RefSeq and is a predicted model, not a curated record.
AGAAGAGACUUUAGAUAUAGUAUUUUAUGUCACCUAAAAACACUAGUAAAUCUUAAAGUGUUUUCGCUUUCGAUAAAUUGAAUUCAUGAAUAUUCUUGAAUGAAAAACGUACAAAAGAACGAAGAGUUGUAGGAACGAUGACGUUCAUGGUGUUGCGCAAAGGUUGGAUCCUGUUUGUUUCCAGGAACUGGAUGUCUGCAAUCAACCCCCAACACUGUCGACGAAGAAGUCUAAAGAGUAUAUAAGCUGGAGACAGCCAAUCGUCGAGCAUAGAAAGUGAAACAGUGUUCUCUCUGCCCACUCUUUGGGAGCUCGACCGAAAAUCCUCCAAAGUCGUGGACAAACAAUACCCAGUCCACUCUCUCACCACAUUACAUUAUAUAUAUAAACGAAGACCUAGUGAACGAAUCAGUUUUUAAGUGCACUCUCGACAGCAAACACUGGAUUUAAUUUAAGCGACAAGAAGCUACCUAUACACCCUAAAAGGAUGGGAUUGUUGGUGAAAACUGCCUUGAUGGCAGCCCUCUUGGUUGCGAUUUGCAACGCCGAAGGCUCCUGGUCCUGGAACAAGGACAACGAUCAUACCGAGACGACUGUCGAAGAUCAAGAGGCCAAAGCAACCGAUGUUGAUGAAAUCGUCGAUACCAUUUUGACAUCGGGACGGCAAGGAAGGAAUCUCAAAGGAUACGAUGAGAUUUACAGCGAUCCCAGUUUCCAGGAGAUCCUGCAGAAAGGGGAUGACUCUGAUGCCAGGAAUUUGAUCAAGGAUAAAUUGUGCAGCUUGGGUUUGAUGCAGUGCGAUGAUGUCGAAGGCAAACGUCCUACUUAUAUUUCUCCUGAGGAUUUGGUUUACGCUCAACCCGUUGACAUCAAACCGAUCGGUCGUCCAAUUCCUUCUAUUCCAGUGAAAGGACCGCUUCCAUCCAGAGCGUUCUAUGGUCCACCGAAACCGAUGCCUUUCCCACCGAAAGGUCCUCAUCACGGACCACCACGUCGUUACGGACCUCCACCACCGAACAAACCCUUCUACGGUCCACCCCAUAUUUCGAAACCUUUAGGUCCGAUCUUCGAUAAACCGCCGGCGCCCGAAUUCGACGUCCCACCGUACGAGUUCCAGCAAAGUAGCGCCAUCUCCAGCGGCGGUUCUUCCUAUUUCCACAACAAACAGGAAAUCAUCAAGCAUCCGGUUCAGACGGAAAAGGAAGGAGUUCAGCAACACGUUCAUCAUCAUUUCCAUCAUAACGCCGACGCCGACGGUUCCAUCAAGCAGCCCACUGUGAUCGUCAACAAUCCCUUCUGCUGGCAGUUACGGCGGACAAUCGAUCGCUAAUUACGGCUCAUCCACCGGUUUAGGAACCUUCGGCUCCGUUAAACCCGUCGUGGAGAACUCGGGACCUCAACAGUUCGGUUCUUCCUUGUUCAGCGGCUCUUCCGGAUCCUCCGGAGCUUCUUCUCCAGUCUACGCCGGAUCCCAACUGGGAUCUUCCGGUCAAUUCGGUUCUACCGGUAGCUCCUCUUUAUACGGUGGAUCUUCAUCGUCUUCGUUAUAUGGAUCGCAAUUCGGAGCAUCGAACUCUGCAGGAUUGAACUCUGGAGCAGGAUCUUUCUCCUCGUACGGAACCGGCAACAACUUCGGAAGCACCGUAGGUUCGUACGGUAACUCCGACUUUUACAAGAAGGAACUCAACGUAAACAGCGGACUUCAAUCCAAUUCGUUGUCGGGAUAUGGAGAGAAAUAUCAAGGUUUGGAAUCCGCCAGGGCGGAAAAUUACGAUUGCGUCUGUGUGCCGUUCAACCAAUGCCCAGCGCAAGACGUCAUCGGACGCAAAGACGACUUGUUCUUGGCCUUAGACCCGAGGAACUUGAAGAGCGACAUCGAAGCCGAAGAAGAGAGAGUUUUGACCGAUGGCAACGGAAACAUGACCGUUGUCUCCGUUUCCAAAUCGACCGGUUUGAAUGUUACCGCCAUCGAGGACAAGAAAGAUGAACCGAAGAAGAUUUCCAAGAGGGAAGCCACGGAUUCCGCCAAGAAGGACGAUACCACUAAGGCCGAAGCUGUAAGUACAAACACCCACACCCAGUACAAUAAUAACAAGAACAUAAAACCGACGUUUGGAGUGUCGUUCGGAUUGCCGAAUCAAGGCGGCCAAUACGCCGGAUAUCCGAUAAACCCGGUCAACCCCGACAAUCCCCUUGUCAAUCCUUACGGCAGCGGCGGAAACGGCAUCAAUUUGGGCUUAGUUUCCGUCAAUCCUCUCGUUUCCGUGCAAUUGACCAAAGACGAUUACGGCGAAAAAGUCGUCAAGCCUUUCGUCAAUCUCCACGUAACACCCAACAAUUUCCUCUUGCACAAAGUUGCCGAUUUCUUCACCUACAAAACCCAUUCGCUGCUGAACAACAACCACCAGCAUUACCAUCAGCACACUUACAAACCUCACUAUCCACAUUACCAUGAACCCAUUCACCAUGGCCCCAUCCAUUCAUCUGGACCUUACUUAGAGAGUCCACCACCACAUUUUGAGAAACCCUAUUUAGAAGAACCUCAUUUCGAAAAACCCUAUUUCGAUAAACCUCAUUUCGAGAAACCGUACUUUGAUAAACCUUACUUAGAGCAACCCUACAUUCAGAAACCCUAUUUCGAUAAACCCUAUUACGAUAAACCGUUAGAUCAGCCGUUCUACGAAGACUACAGCAGCUACGGCGGCGCUGAUUAUUUCGGCCGCUCCUCACCAAACGUAACAUUCGAGAACAACGCUCUGCAAAACUACGCGAACAAUUAUCAAACUUACGACUCUUACGGAUAUCCGACGCAAGGCUACGACGACGGCUUUAGCAAACGCGGUGGAAAAUCUUUGCAUGCUCCGAACACUGUUAAAUUCCCCAAUUCCCGAAGAAAACGUGACCUGACUGACAAAAUAGAGAAGGUAAAAAUGUCUCGAGACUUGACUCGCGAACGCCAAUUCUACGGAAACGGAUUCCCGCAACGUCCUCCGCCCGGCUCCUGCGGUCCAAGACACGUCUGCUGCAAGAAACCAUUGAGGCCUCAGAUUCCGAACAUCCCGAACAAGCAAUGCGGCAUCAGACAUUCUCAAGGAAUUAACGGAAGGAUCAAGAAUCCGGUCUACGUGGACGGUGACAGUGAGUUUGGAGAAUACCCAUGGCAAGUGGCCAUCCUCAAGAAGGAUCCCAAGGAAAGCGUUUACGUCUGCGGCGGUACCUUGAUCGAUCCCUACCACAUCAUCACGGCCGCUCAUUGCAUCAAAACCUACACGCCUUUCGAUCUUCGCGUGAGAUUGGGCGAAUGGGACGUGAACCACGACGUGGAGUUCUUCCCGUACAUCGAAAGGGACAUCACCAACGUCAACAUCCAUCCCGAGUUCUACGCCGGUACUCUGUACAACGAUUUGGCGGUCAUCCGCAUGGAUAAACCUGUCGAUUUCAACAAAUAUCCUCACAUCAGCCCAGCCUGCUUGCCGAGCCCACAGGAAGACUACACCGGAACCCGUUGCUGGACGACCGGAUGGGGCAAAGACGCUUUCGGCGAUUUCGGAAAGUACCAGAACAUUCUCAAAGAAGUCGACGUACCAAUAGUUGGACACGGCGAAUGCGAGCAGAGGAUGAAGCACACCCGACUGGGAUACGACUUCAAGUUGCAUCCAGGUUUCGUGUGCGCCGGCGGCGAAGAAGGCAAAGAUGCCUGCAAAGGUGACGGAGGUGGUCCGAUGGUCUGCGAACGCGGAGGUUCUUGGCAGGUGGUGGGUGUCGUCAGCUGGGGCAUCGGAUGCGGCCAGCAGGGCGUUCCCGGCGUCUACGUCAAGGUCAGCCACUACCUGGACUGGAUCAAGCAGAUCACACAGAGAUUCUAAAUAUCUACAAGCUUUAAUUAAAUUAUUUAUUUAUUUAGAAUUUACGUUUAAGCGAACAAAACAAACAAAAAAAAGAACACUUUCAGACAUGUAACGCCUGAAAGAUACGAGUAAUGCGUGUACGCAUCUAUUCCAAGUACAGAUCUUUUUUAUUUUAAU